Molecule: messenger RNA, 2575 nt
Organism: Hippoglossus stenolepis (Pacific halibut)
Lineage: Eukaryota; Metazoa; Chordata; Actinopteri; Pleuronectiformes; Pleuronectidae
Gene: phox2a
Product: paired like homeobox 2A
Exons: 3
Coding region: 1-906 (301 amino acids)
Biological process (GO): regulation of transcription by RNA polymerase II
Molecular function (GO): DNA-binding transcription factor activity, RNA polymerase II-specific; RNA polymerase II transcription regulatory region sequence-specific DNA binding
Source: RefSeq, a predicted model, not a curated record
AUGUAUAAGAUGGAUUACUCCUACCUGAACUCCUAUGACUCCUGCAUGGCGGCCAUGGAAGCGUCGGCCUACGCGGACUUCAGCUCCUGCAGCCAGGCGAGCUCGUUCCAGUACAACCCGAUCCGGAGCGGACCCUUCUCCAACCCGGGCUGCACCCCGCUCAGCACGGCCAGCUGCACACUGGGAGCCCUGCGGGAGCACCAGCCCACCCCCUACUCCUCAGUUCCGUACAAGUUCUUCUCGGACCCCUCCGGCCUGAACGAGAAGCGGAAGCAGCGGCGCAUCAGGACCACGUUCACCAGCUCCCAGCUGAAGGAGCUGGAGCGGGUCUUUGCGGAGACGCACUACCCGGACAUCUACACCCGAGAGGAGCUGGCCCUGAAGAUAGACCUGACCGAGGCCCGGGUACAGGUUUGGUUUCAGAACAGGCGUGCCAAGUUUCGUAAACAGGAGCGUGCAGCCAACUCCAAAAACAACAACUCUGGUGGCACCACGGGCAGCACAGGCAGCAGCAGCUCUGGAGGGAAGAAGGGCGGGGAGACCAGAUCUUCUUCAGAUGAUGAUGAGUCCAAAGAAUCCACCUGCAGCCCCACGCCUGACAGCACGGCCUCCCUGACGGGCUCAGCCAACGGAAACAUGGGCAGCCCUGCCAGCCUGAGUCCCAGCCCGGCUCCUGUCAACACCGGCUACAUCAACGCCUCCAGCUCCCCGGUCCUCCAGGGGCUGAAGCCGCCUAGCUGGUCCAGCCUGGGGCCGUCCAACCCGGCCGUGGCCCAGCCGGCUGUCCAGACUCAGGAGAUUCUGAAGGCCUGGCAGCCGGCGGACAGUAUGACCGGGCCCUUUGCCGGAGUCCUGUCGUCCUUCCACAGAAAACCCAACCCCACCAUCAAGACGAACCUGUUCUGAAGCACAGAGGGAGAGAAAAGAGAAACAGACACUGUGUGAUCUGCUGGAACAGCGAGGAGCUCCUAGCUCCUGAUGAGAGUCAGGACUUACACAUUAUAACCAAGAAUUCCCUGGUGGACUCUGCUGUAGCUCAGCGAGGCCUCCAUUCUCCUCUGAAAUCUGAUUCAAAACUCAGAUAACAAAAUCACAAGUCUGCCACCGUCUCUCUCUCCCCAGAAUAUGCAACUGUGCACAUUAAACCUGCAAAUCUCCACCUGGACAUGGACCAGAAAUCACUCGUCCUCAGACUAAAAGACACAGAGUUGUCAGCUCUAUUUAAUGAUGUAAAACCCCUCAUGUACUUUAACUGUUCCCCGACUAAAACCUUCAGAGUGUCAAAAGGAUAUUUGUCUGUCCGGCCCAAAAACCACGCAUCACUUGUUCGACUCAUACACACAUCGGGUCACUCACACACACACUCUGUGCUCUCCUCUUCCCGUCGCUCUCUCACAUUCCCACACUCACUGUGUUGCAAUGCACUUGGACGACCACAGCCGCCGCUCUGAUGAGCAUGGAGGUCAGGUACGGACUUAGAGCAGAAAUCUAAACAUCGCCCUCAGAGACAAAGCAAACUUUUACCCACACAAGCACAACUUCCUCGACACACAGACGCCCACCAGAAAGAGCAGGGUCCCCCAUUUAAAUCUGUUUGUCCAGCAAAAACAGAGGCCACCAAAUAAAUCCAAUUAGAGGAGCCGGGUCCAGACCAGAAACCUCCCCAGUGCAAUUCAUCCCCUCCUCUUUCUUUACUGUAUCAAAUCCUGACACCCCCUCCCCUUUCCUACACUCUCAUUCUCAAUGUGACCCCCUCCUCCCCCUGGCUUUAUGAUCCCAUCAGGCCUUUCUAUGUCAAACAGUGGGAACUUUGUUUGACUUCAGCACAGGAAGGAGACAGAACUCGAGGCGUUUUCAGCUCACGUUUAAAUCCCUGUGGCUCGGGUGGAGGAAGGUUCAGAGCAGAGUGUAGCCUUAAGAAACUCUGUCUAAUUAUAACUGAAUUAUAUCGUUGGUAUCAUCGUACAACUGGUUUCUCUCUUCUCAUCUGACUGACGGGUUUUUUGAUUCACCUGCUGGAUCGAUGGGAGUGAAUGAGUGUGUUCUGCAGGCUGCAGUGCUUCAGUGUCUGUGGUUAUGAACUCUGACUGGACUCACUAAAUCAACUUUAUCAGCCCGGUGUCAUUAACUCUCCUGCAACUGACAAAUAUGUAACGAUCAACAAGAAGUUUUCUACUGUGUCCAUUAACACUCCGAGUUUGUUCCCCUCCACCCUCGUCUUUAUUUUGCUAAAAGGCAAAAAGAGGCAGCGGCUGUUUCUACUUUCUUUCACCUUGUAAAGUUGCUCGUGAAACGUCUGGAUUUCAGAGCUGAUUCUUUUCUGGGUACGGUUUACUCUAGAAAUCUAUUCCAAACAAAAAUAAGGGAAACAAAUGUAUUUAUUAAUAUUUUUUAUUAUAUCUGUGAGAAGAUGUUUCUUUGAACUGCUCCAUACAUUUCUGUAAGUGUAAAUCCUGUAAUUAGUAAUAUAAAUAUUAGGUAGCUUUUUCUUUGAUUUCUCUCACAUUGCUUUGCAGAGUUAUUUCACUGCAGAGUAUCUGUCUCGCAGACCAACACGUCCAUGAACACUGGGAAU